This is a messenger RNA of Neoarius graeffei (lesser salmon catfish), 7121 nucleotides long. RefSeq names its product PATJ crumbs cell polarity complex component (gene patj). The transcript is spliced from 48 exons. Gene Ontology annotation, molecular function: protein binding. The coding region runs from base 676 to 6300 and encodes 1874 amino acids. NCBI's taxonomy places the organism in Eukaryota, Metazoa, Chordata, Actinopteri, Siluriformes, Ariidae. The record is from RefSeq and is a predicted model, not a curated record.
UUAUUUUUUAAAGACACAAACUAACGACUUGUCUCCGAAGAGAUAUAUAUAUAAUAUAUAUAUAUUUAUCUAUCUGUGUAAAGUUUUACUUAUUUUCACUGUGCUGCUGGCGACUUGUAAACGAAACGGAGUUAACCAUGCUGUGGUCGGAUAAACUUUGGUGUAAACAGUUCUCCUGUGAAACUUGUUAGUUUGUGAGCUCGUGAGGAAAGGAAACGACUUUGCAGAGAUGUUGUUGUUGAUCAAAGCUAGCUAGCUGAAGCGGCUAAACGGGUUUUUAUUUUUUUUAAAUAACAUUUUCAGAUUUAACCUGAGAAGGAAACACACGGUUAGUGCGCUGAUCGUUAGUACUCUUUGUAUGUGCACGUGUUUAAGAAGUCCGUGAUGAAUUGACAUGGAGUUAAAGCUGUCCGAUUCUCCACAGUGAGCCAUGCACCUGCUACUGUUAGUCUGGAUUUCAACAAGAGCUUUUGACAGGUAGAGAGAGAGAGAGAGACCCUGAAAGUGGCCAAAUCUCAGCUGAAACUUUGUUUCUAGAAGCCCGAGCACUGAACAGGGCGGCUGUUAUUAUUCACCUGCAUUCACAGAUUAUUCUGAAUGAUAGACUGAACCGCUUAAACAUCAUCUGUAUUACCCUGACCGAGUCUAAAGCUUAAAGCUCUUCUGGAAAGAGUGAUGUAUGAAAAUGUGCCGACAGUGUCAACAGCUGAGCGGCAGCAAGUGCUCCAGGCCGUGGAGAGGCUGCAGUCCAAGCUGGCUCAGCGUGAGGAAUGGACUCACAGUGAAAGGCUGGGAACACUGAAGGAAGCACUACAGAGCCCUCUGCUUGGCCGCAUCCUCACCCUGCAGCACUCUCUCAAACAGCUUAAAGACCAGCUGAACUACAUACCUCCAGAUGCAUGCAGUGAGUUCAGCUUCUCCAGGAAGGGCCAGUUGAUUGUGAGUGCUAGUCGACCUGGAAGCAGUCUGAGUUCUGUAGUGUCCAAUGGCACAGCUGUGUCUUCAGCAUCCUCUGAGCAGCUCCAGAGAUGGCUCCAUGCUACAGCAAAGGGAAGAAAGCUGGAGCAUGUGAGCCUGCUGAGACCGUUGACUGGAGGGCUAGGCUUCAGUGUGGUGGGACUGAGGCCGGAUGGAGUUGGCUCUCACGGAGUUUUCAUCAAACAGGUGCAGCUGGGGAGUGUGGCAGACAGAGAUGGGAGAUUGCAGGAGAAUGACCAGAUUCUGGCCAUCAGUGGGAUUCCUCUGGAUCAGAAUGUUACCCAACAGCAGGCCCUUGCAUAUCUGCAGCAGCAGAGGGACCGAGUGGAGCUUGUCGUGGCCAAAGACUCUUCGCUCAAGCCAGAAGUUCUCCCAUCUGGAUCCAUUCAGACGGAGCAAUGGGGACAUGUUGAGGAGAUUGAGUUGAUGAAUGAUGGUUCAGGUCUUGGCUUUGGAAUUGUGGGUGGAAAGGCUACUGGAGUGGUCGUACGCACUCUGGUGCCAAACAGCGUAGCAGAUAAGGACGGGCGGCUGAGGACUGGUGACCACAUCCUGCGGAUUGGGGACACACCCACGCAGGGGCUGACCAGUGAGCAGGUUGUGCAGGUGCUGCAGGCGUGUGGUGUCAGAGUCCGCAUGCUAAUCGCCCGGGACCCUCUGGGAAAUGCACAGCCUCCUCCGCCACCCCCAAAUGCGCCUACAACAGCACCCGUUGCCUCCAUGCCCCCUCCUAUACCAGCACGCAGAACCAGUAAAACGCUAAACCUUGAGGGCCAUGAGAUUCAUGAAGUGUCAUUGAAGAAGAAAGAUGGCCAGAGUCUGGGAAUUUCUAUUGUCGGCUGCAACUCUUCACAUAGUGAUGACGGAUUAGGGGUUUCUGUGAAGAGCGUCAUCCCUGGCAGUGCUGCUGAACAGUGCGGAAAUAUCAUGGUCCAUGACAGAAUAAUAGCGCUGGAUGGAGUUAACCUGCAGGGCUUCACCAGCCAGGAGGUCCUGGAUGUGAUGAGGCAGACGGGUCAGACUGUGAACCUCACUCUGGUCCGCAAAAUCACCUCGCCCAAGAAAUCCGCUGUGGAGACAUCUCUGGAUAAAGUCCAAAGAGAGUCUUCCCGAGUGUCUCUGAGGAGAUCCGCAGAGAUCAAGGUGCGGGCAGAUGCUCAGAUGGCCUCUGUGAUGGAGCCAGUAGACACGAGUCAAACUGCGAUCAAACAGCAGUCAUCUACGAGAGUUCGAGAGCCCAUUCCACUGACAGAGACAGAGUUGCGCACCAAAUGGGAGCAGGCACUCGGCCCUCAGUAUGAUGUUAUGGUUGUUGAACUAGACCCUGUCAUUGAGGAUGAUGCUGAGUUGCAGAAAUUUUCCAAGUUGCUCCCGAUACACACCAUGCGUCUGGGUGUGGAGCUGGAUUCAUUCGAUGGUCAUCACUACAUCUCUACUGUGGCCCCUGAUGGUCCUGUGGCCAAGCAUGGCUUACUGCGACCAGAGGAUGAACUUCUUGAGGUGAAUGGAGUGCAGUUGUAUGGGAAGACGAGGCGGGAGGCUGUAGCAUUCCUGCGAGAGGUUCCUCCCCCCUUCACUCUUGUCUGCUGUAGACGCCUCACUGAAGAGGGCACUGAAUACCAACCUGAUGAUGAAUGGGGCUCCAGCAGCCCUACAGCUAGCCUACAGGAGCAGACACAAGUGAUCCAGAAGAAGGUUGCUGAGCAGAGAACAGCUCCAGAGCAGAGUUUUGUUGAGAAGGAGGAGGACGAGAAUAGGGAGAGUGGAGAUGAAGAGAAUGAAGAGGGAGAGUUGGCUCUCUGGUCUCCAGAAGUGCAUGUGCUGGAGUUGGAGAAAGGCGAACGAGGCCUCGGUUUCAGCAUUCUGGAUUACCAGGACCCUCUGGACACUACGCGCUCUGUGAUAGUCAUUCGGUCGCUGGUAGCUGGAGGUGUUGCGGAGAGUCAUGGUGGCCUUCUGCCUGGAGAUCAGCUGGUCUUUGUCAAUGACACCUACCUAGACACAUGCCCUCUGUCCCAGGCUGUAGAUGUCCUCAAGGCUGCUCCACCAGGCACGGUAUACCUGGGCAUCAGGAAACCUCUGGGGGCAGAGGACAGGAGCAUUGUGGAGAAACCUGCAGAUCUUGACGAACAAGAGCACACCCCCACCUAUCCUCAGCGACCGGUGUCUAAGGGCUUUGGAGAUGAUGCAGUCUUUCCAGAAGACAUUGAUGAUGACCCAGAGCUGAUCCUGGAUAGUACCAUCCGUUAUGCCAAACCUCUGAUCACUCCGGAGCUCCUGCCAGGCGAAGAGAGAGAGAUGGCUGUAGAUGAGGAGGAAGAUGAAGAGGAGGAAGCAAACAUUUUGAGAAGUGAUCGGGAGAGUCCACUGUUGUACCACAGGGAGCAGUCACCUUUCAGGGAAGAGGAAGCCAUGUCAAACCCCUACCAGACCUUUACCCAAGCUGAAGUACACCAACAGGUGGAGAAGGAAAACGCUGCAGCUGAAGAGGACUUUCGAACAGAACUCGAUCCGUCAGCAAGGACAUGGGUGGAGUUAUCAGAGAGCGAGGUGGACUCCGAUUCCAGGAACGAAGGCUCAGAACUCACACUAACUGACACAGAGUCUGCACAGCUGCCUUCAUAUACCAGAUGGAAGAAGAGGAGUCAGGGGGCUGCAAUGGGACUUAUGAGAGACGAGCGCAGUGAUUUACCAGAGAGAGAGGAUGGAGAGGGUGAGGAAACGCCCAUCUUCAGUCAUUGGGGUCCCCCACGCAGAGUGGAGGUUUGGCUGGAUCCCGGUGAGUCUCUGGGCAUCAGUAUCGUUGGCGGUCAGUCGGUUAUAAAGCGCCUGAAGAAUGGAGAAGAGCUGAAGGGCAUCUUCAUUAAGCAGGUGCUUCCAGACAGCCCUGCAGGUCGCACAUGCGCACUCAAAACUGGAGACAAGAUCUUACAAGUGGCAGGUGUGGACCUACAAAGCGCCAGCCAUGAGGAGGCAGUGCAGGCCAUUAAAAGUGCUCCGAGCCCUGUGGAGUUCAUUGUGCAGAGCCUUUCUUCCACUCCCCGGCCUGUUUCAGUUACAGCCCCAAGUAUAAGGCAGCACAAGGCCAAAAGGAAAGGCAUGCUGCAAUCGGACCAGAGGAGUGCACCUCCCCCCAUGCGUCUCCCUCCACCAUACAGACCCCCCAGCCACGUGCAGGAAGAGGAGCGUCCUGAGGAGGACAGAGAGGACAUCAGGCAGAAGUAUGGCGAGCUACAAGGGGAGCUGCUCCUGGUGGAACUGGAAAAGGAUCGACAUGGUUUGGGUCUGAGCCUGGCUGGAAACAGAGACCGCUCCUGCAUGAGCAUCUUUGUGGUGGGCAUCAACCCUGGAGGACCAGCCAGUCGCGAUGGACACAUCCGAAUCGGCGAUGAGUUACUGGAGAUCAAUAACCAGGUGCUUUAUGGGCGGAGCCAUCAAAAUGCAUCAGCCAUAAUAAAGAGCGCUGCAUCCAAGGUGAAGCUGGUGCUGCUCAGGAAUGAAGAUGCCAUCAAUCAAAUGGCAGUUCCACCUUUCCCCUACCAGCCUUCCUUUCUUUCCUCAAAUGAGAUUCAUCUGAGCCUUCCAGAAGCUGUAAUACCAGCAGAGAAAGCAGAGCCCCUGGAGUGUCUCCCAGAGCCCCUGCUGAGCCAGAUCCAGGAGCAGUCAAGUGAGGCCCCUCCAGAGAGCUCAGUGUUUGCGGAGGUGGUAGACAAGAGCCUACAGGAUGGUGAGGCUGCCUCGAAGAAGCUAAAAUCUUCAGAAAGAACGUUAGAAACUGGAGGUGAGGAUGUUUCCAGACCUCCAUUGGAAGAGACCGUGAGCCUUUCCAAAAGCCUGAGAAACUCCAGCAAGCUUCCAUCAACUUCUGUGGAUGUGGCAGCACUCUUACCUCCAGUGCCUCCUUCAUGCCCUGACUUUGAGUGCUGCAGCAAAGACCCUGCUACGUGUCCCAUCGUGCCAGGGCAGGAUACUGUGAUAGAGAUCUCAAAGGGCCGCUCUGGACUCGGUCUCAGUAUUGUCGGAGGGAAAGACACACAGUUGGAUGCUAUAGUGAUCCAUGAGGUGUAUGAGGAGGGAGCAGCAGCACGGGACGGCCGACUGUGGGCUGGAGACCAGAUACUGGAGGUGAACGGCGUGGACCUGCGCAGUGUAGCUCACGAGGACGCUAUCGCGGCUCUGAGGCAGACUCCCGCUAAAGUGCGUCUGACUGUUCUGCGGGAUGAAGCACAGUACCGUGAUGAGGAGAACCUGGACGUGUUCUCUGUGGAAUUGCAGAAGAAAAGCGGCCGUGGUCUUGGCCUCAGCAUCGUGGGCAAGAGGAAUGGCACAGGUGUGUUCAUCUCUGACGUGGUUAAAGGUGGUGCAGCUGACUUGGAUGGCAGGCUUAUGCAGGGAGACCAGAUCCUGUCUGUGGAUGGAGAGGAUAUGAGACGAGCUUCUCAGGAGACUGUUGCUGCGGUCCUUAAGUGUGCCAGGGGAAUGGUACAGCUAGAGUUGGGCCGGAUGAAGGCUGCCUCUUGGAUCUCCUCCAGACGCACCUCCCAGGGAAGCCAGAGUCACGUAUGUAAUAUGAUCAAUAGCAACCCUGUGUCCCCAAUGGCUCCUCCCACUGCCCCACAACCCAGCCAGUUACCCAGCAGUAUGAAGAGAAUAGGGAACGAGGCCAACACAAAGAGCUCUGUCGUUGAAACGGGCCUACGCACAGUGGAAAUCACUCGUGGCCCGACUGAUGCGUUGGGCAUCAGUAUAGCUGGAGGAAAGGGCAGUCCACUGGGAGACAUCCCCAUCUUCAUCGCCAUGAUCCAGGCUAACGGUGUAGCUGCCAGGACCCAUCGCCUCAAGGUGGGCGACCGUAUUGUGAGCAUUAACUCUCGUUCUCUGGAGGGUCUAACUCACGGGGAGGUGGUCACUAUGCUGAAAAACGCCUAUGGCAGCAUUGUUUUACAGGUAAUAGCAGACACUAACAUCAGUGCCAUCGCCAGUCAGGUGGAGAGCAUGUCUUCGAGCUCCGCCCUGAGCACCAACCCUGAGACCCCAGUUACAGAGCCAGAAACGCCCAAGCCAAAGAGCAUCACUCUGGAGAAGGGCUCUGAAGGACUCGGCUUUAGCAUUGUGGGUGGCUUCGGGAGUCCACAUGGAGACCUGCCCAUCUAUGUCAAAACUGUUUUCAGUAAGGGGGCAGCAGCAGUGGACGGACGGCUAAAGCGUGGAGAUCAAAUCCUGUCUGUGAACGGAGAGAGUCUGGAAGGAGCCACGCAUGAGCAGGCCGUGGCCAUCCUGAAGAAACAGAGAGGGCUCGUCACACUGUCUGUACUGUCUUAACACAAACACACUCUUAUUUGGACUGUCAUGAACCACACACAUCUCUCACCUGUUGCAUUCCUGUCACGAUCCAAGAAGAGGACUCUGAAACCUGGUACACACACACACACACACGCCCCCUAGAGGGAGAAUGUAUAGCACCUGGUUAAAAUCUCCUUCAAGUGUGUAGAGCUCAGUAACACAAACUCCAGCAGAGAUCUGUGUGGGAAAGAAAUUUAGCUUAACCCCUUUAAUGUGUGCAUAUUUUGCAUCUGUCACUAAACAAGAAGGGGAUUUGAGCAGACCUCAGACAUGGAUGACUCCUGUGUCAGACAGCAACAACUUUAUUCGUUGAUCACAUAUUUACAGUCAACACACUAAUCAAUCCAAGCCUGUAGCUAAGCAGUUCACGGUUAUGCCACUUCUGAGCAGAAAUGUGAAGAAAUACCUAAUCUGCUGCAUCUGUAGUGUACGUAUGCUUACAAUGGACAAGAAUUUUGACAUAGUUCCUUGUCCUGAGAUGAGGACAAAAAAGCGUUAGAGUCUGACAGUAAUAGUCCUAGAAUGAAAUAGACAUGAAAGAUGCGAGCGAAUGUUAACAAAGAUGUGGUGACGUUUCCAAAUUUACAGCCUGAGUGCAAUGCAGCAAGUCAUUCAGAAUAUUUUAUUCCCUAAAGGUGGUGUUGUAUCCAAACACCAUCACACCACAUCAAAUCUCUCCUCUAAAAAAGUAACCACUAUCUAAGGACAAGUUGUACAAACUGAGAGCUUAGUUGUUUACAUUUAUACAUAUGUGAAGCACAAAGGAACACACACACUUUAUUUUUAUUUAUAUAUAUAUA